UGGUUGAUCGCUGUUUGCGGGACGACCAGUUUGACAUCGUUGAUGAUAUCAACCUUGGCUAUUUAUCUGCAGUCGAGUAACUACAGAAAACCAUUUGAACAGCGACUCAUAAUCAGAAUACUGCUUAUUGUUCCAUUAUUUGCGAUCACUUGCUUUGUAACUUUGAUCAACCCAAGCAUAGGGAAUAUCAUUGAACCGAUUAGAGAAAUUUACGAAGCGCUAGUUAUCUAUACGUUUUACAAGCUCCUUGUUUAUAUGCUUGGGGGUGAACGAGAAAUCAUUCAACACUCAUUUGACAAGCCGAAAACAAACCAUCCGUUUCCCGCUAAUAUCAUCUUCUGUCCCAUUGACUUUUCCAACCCUUCACACUUUUUACUCGUCAAGAGAUGUAUCCUACAAUAUGUGUGGGUUAAACCACUUUUAUAUUUAGUGAUCAUAGUUGGAUCUAUUGCCGGAAUAUAUGAUAGCUCAGACAUUUCAUGGGGGAGCUUGUACACUUGGACAGGAAUAGCUUAUAAUGUGAGUGUCACUAUCUCACUAUACUAUCUUGCUAUGUUCUGGAAAUGCUUAUAUUCCGAGCUAAAAAAGUUUAGCCCUUGGGGUAAAUUUAUGUGUGUGAAGCUAAUCAUUUUUGCUUCGUAUUGGCAAGGCUUGAUGCUUGAUGUAAUGACUUGGGCAGGUUUGAUCUCCCAGAAGAGUCCAUCAGACUUGGCCAAUUUGACGGGGAGUCAAAUUCAAAAUGCAUUGUUAUGUUGUGAAAUGAUAUUCUUUGCAUUAUUGCACUGGCAUUCUUUUCCAUAUACUGACUUCACUCAGGAUAAAUAUGGUGAUGCAGCCCGCGUGUCUACUUUCCAUGCCUUCAAAGAUUGGAUUUCUCUUGGAGAUCUUGCUUACGACCUCAAAAUGACAACACUGUAUGGAGAUAUGUACAAUUUUCGCAAUUUUGACUCCAUCAACGAUAAUCGAAUCUAUCCAAAUUCUGCCAGCUUUAAUCAGCGUAUUUACGAUGGGCUGCGUUAUUCUUCUGAUGGCCGUAAAUAUUGGCUC
Messenger RNA from Ogataea polymorpha, 1047 nucleotides. RefSeq lists its product as uncharacterized. Gene Ontology annotation, biological process: transport. The annotation marks the transcript as partial. Gene Ontology annotation, molecular function: transporter activity. The record is from RefSeq and is a predicted model, not a curated record. NCBI's taxonomy places the organism in Eukaryota, Fungi, Ascomycota, Pichiomycetes, Pichiales, Pichiaceae. The transcript has a single exon.